UUUCAGAUCAAAAAUGAGUGCUCCUUUAAUUGACAAAUACCGGAAAAUGGCAACUUUCGACUGGAAAAAAUUGAAAGCAGCCGUUGAAGGAGAAGAACAUGUUAGACUGAAGUCAGAAGUAGUUGCUAAAAUGAAGUCAGAACCAGUAUUUCACAGAGAUUAUCGAGUAUUGAGUAGAGAAGAGCAAAGAGAAGUUGUUCAUCAGAGAUGGAAGAAAAUUGUCGAAUGGGGGUUGUUCAAAGAUCCGUACUCCGAUCUUGAAAACUUCCAUGCAUUGACUGAAACUCUUGAAGCUUAUGAUCAAGGCACAUCUGCAAGGCUUUUCCUCCACGGAAAUGUUUUUGGAGCAGCUGUUAAGUCAAUGGGAACAGAUAGACAUAAGGAUUUGAUUCAGAAAACUGAAAACAAUGAGAUCGUCGGAGCAUUUUGUCUGACAGAAGUAGGCCAUGGUUCAAACACUGCUGAAAUUCAAACAACAGCUACAUUUGACAAUGGAGAACUUGUUUUCAAUACUCCAAGUGUCAGUGCAAUCAAAUGUUGGGCUGGAAAUCUCGCUCACUCGGCCACUCACGUAGUUGUUUAUGCUCAACUUCAUGUCGAAGGAAAGAACGAGGGAUUUCAUGGAUUUGUGAUUCAAGUUCGUUGCCCUAGAACUUUCCAAACUCUACCAGGAAUUACCAUUGGAGACAUGGGCUCGAAACCAGGAUGCUGGCAGGGAGUAGAAAAUGGCUGGAUGGAGUUUAAGAACCAUAGAGCUCCUCUGAGUGCACUUUUGAAUAAGGGUUGUGAUAUUACUCCGGAUGGAAAAUAUGUGACAAGUUUCAAAUCUGCAAGUGAGAAGCAGAGUGUCAGUUUGGGAACAUUGUCAGUUGGAAGACUCGGAAUUAUCGCAAAAGGAAUGAUGGCUUGCACUUUUGCAUCUACAAUUGCUAUUCGAUACAGUGUUGCUCGGCGACAGUUUGGACCAGUAAAAGGCGCUGAAAAUGAGAUCCCAGUUCUCGAGUAUCCACUUCAACAGUAUCGUCUAUUCCCGUACCUAUCCGCUGCAAUUUGCAUUAGAAUAUUCCAGAAGAAGUUUGUCGGACAUUUCACUGAAUAUAUGAUGAGAGUCAUAAUGGGAGAAAAGUCAGACGAGCUCUCCGAGUUCUCAAAAGAAGUACAUGCAUUGUCGUCUGGAGCUAAACCGGUUGCAACGUGGCUUGGUGUAGAAUCCCUUGGAGAAGCUAGAAAAGCUUGUGGAGGUCAUGGAUACCUACAAAUGUCACGAUUGAACACCCUCCGAGAUGACAACGAUCCAUCACAAACAUUUGAAGGAGAAAACUUUAUGAUUUUGCAACAAACCAGCAAUAUUUUGCUAGGAAAAGCUCAAUCAAUUGGAUCCAUUGAGACCCCGAUGUCUACUAUGUCAUUCUUGAAUCAAAAACCUUCAAAGUUCUCAUCAUGGUCUUCGAAUCCAGUUAAUGACGUGUUGUCUGCGUACCGAUAUCUCACUUAUCACUUACUUCAAACAACUUCGGCAGAAGCUUACAGACUAAAAGCAUCUGGAAAGAAUUCAUUCGAAGUUCGAAAUGAAAUUCAAAUUCAUAGAGCUGUCAAUUUGUCUGUUGCAUACACAGAACAUACAAUGAUCCAUUGGGUUCAACAGUUCUUGAAAGAAAUUGAAGAUCAAAGUGUGAAGCCGGUUCUUCAAAAAGUUUUGAAUCUUUUCUCACUUUUCCUUUUGGAAAGACAUCUUGCAACUCUUUAUAUUACUGGAUAUGCUUCUGGUGGAAAGUUUGGAGAAGAUCUUCGAGAGAAGCUUAGACUCGCUGUAGCCGAAUUAAAACCCGAGGCCAUUGCUUUAGUGGACUCGAUUGCUCCAGAUGAUUUCAUUUUACAUUCAGCUCUGGGAGCAUCUGAUGGAAAAGCGUACGAGCAUAUAAUGGAAGAAUUCCGGAAGUAUACAAAUGAACAACCAAGAUGGGUUUGCGAUUUGGCUCAGUUUUUGCAAAAGAGAUCACAAGGAUCCAAGCUAUAAUAUUUCACAAACUGUAUAUUUCCCAAUAAAUCCAGUUUUUG
Caenorhabditis elegans is the source of this 2058-nucleotide messenger RNA. It is a transcript of the gene acox-3, whose product is annotated as Acyl-coenzyme A oxidase acox-3. The record is from RefSeq and is marked reviewed. Gene Ontology annotation, molecular function: acyl-CoA oxidase activity; oxidoreductase activity, acting on the CH-CH group of donors; fatty acid binding. The transcript is spliced from 11 exons. Gene Ontology annotation, biological process: fatty acid metabolic process; fatty acid beta-oxidation; fatty acid beta-oxidation using acyl-CoA oxidase. Bases 14 to 2017 code for a protein of 667 amino acids. NCBI's taxonomy places the organism in Eukaryota, Metazoa, Nematoda, Chromadorea, Rhabditida, Rhabditidae. Gene Ontology annotation, cellular component: peroxisome.